Molecule: messenger RNA, 3220 nt
Organism: Pelmatolapia mariae (spotted tilapia)
Lineage: Eukaryota; Metazoa; Chordata; Actinopteri; Cichliformes; Cichlidae
Product: caldesmon-like
Exons: 17
Coding region: 137-2539 (800 amino acids)
Source: RefSeq, a predicted model, not a curated record
UUUUUGCGCUGCAGAAGGACUGAGAUAUAAACCAGACUGUGGAAGCUGAUAUAUGACAGGAGAGGAGUCUCUGUUGUCUAUGGACUAAACUUUCGCUAUUGCUAAGUGAGAAAGCAAGGAGAACCUUUUGGCCACUAUGGAUGAUGACUUUGACCGCCGCAUGGAGCUGAGGAGGCAAAGGAGAGAGCAGAUGCGCCUUGAAGCCGAAAAGACAGGUAACACCAAUGAUGAUGAUGAGGAAGAGGCUCGGGAGCGAAGGAGACGCGCAAGGGAGGAGAGAAAGAAGAUGAAAGACUCAGAGGAAUCUGGUACGACUGAGGUGAUCGAUACUAACAGCGUGACAGAGACGGAGUCCUCCACGGCCGGAAACGAAGGGGCAGAUGAUGACCAAGCUUUGCUGGAGCGCCUCGCCAGAAGGGAGGAACGCAGGCAAAAGAGAAUGAAGGACGCCAUGGAGAGACAGAAGGAGCUCGAUCCCACUAUUGGCACCACCAAUGGCACAGACGUCACAUUGGAAGAGCAGACUUCCAUCAGCAGCAGCAGGCAACAAAAUACAGAGGAGGAGGAGGAGAAGAAGGAGGAGGAAUCUGCCCAGGAGGAGGUGACAAGUACUGAUACUAACUCUUGGAGGAAAGAGGAAGAAGACACAAAGGAGGAUAGGAAGGAAUCUGUUGAAGAAUCAAGAACACAAACAACAGGAAAUGAGGAAGAGACUGAGGAGAAGGCUGCAGCAACAGAGGUGGACACUGAGGAGCCAGGUUUAGAAAAGAAAGAUGCUGAAGAUGAGCCUGUGCCUGGUGUUGACAAUGAAGAAGAAGAAGAAAAAAAGAGGCAAGAAGAAGAAGAAAGGCAUCAAAAAGAUAUGGAAGAAAAGCAGAGGAUAGAGGAGGAAGAGAGACAAAAAAGGGAAAUGGAGGAAAAACUCAAGAAGGAGGAGGAAGAAAAGAUGCUAAGGGAGGAGGAGGAAAGGAGAAAGAAGGAAGAAGAGGAAAAACAACAGAAGGAAACUGAGGAGAGGCUUAAACAAGAGGAAGAGGAAAAACAAAAACAAGAGAUGGAGGAACAAAUGAAAAAAGAAGAGGAGGAAAGACAGAAAAGAGAGCUGGAAGAGAGACAAAAGAAAGAAGAGGAAGAGAAGCAGAAAACAGAGGUGGAAGAGAGACUGAGAAAGGAGGAAGAGGAAACACAAAGAAAGGAGCUGGAGGAAAAGGAGAAGAAAGAGGAGGAGGAAAGGCAAAAAAAGGAGCUGGAGGAAAAGAAGAAGAAACAGGAAGAGGAAAAACUGAAAAGGGAGAUGGAAGAAAAGAAAAAGAAAGCAGAAGAGGAAAAACGAAAGAAGGAAAUGGAAGAGAAGAAGAAAAAGGAGGAAGAGGAGAAACAAAGGAAGAAAGAAGAGGAGGAGAGACGAAAAAGGGAAGUGGAAGAGAAGAAGAAAGUAGAGGAGGAAAAAAGGAAAAAGGAGGCUGAAGAGAAGAAGAAAAAAGAGGAAGAGGAUAAGCGCAAAAAGAGAGAGAUGGAAGAGAAGAAGAAGAAAGAGGAGGAGGAGAAGCCGAAGAGAUUUGGGUUUAAGGAGAAGAUUGAGCCAACCAAACAGAAUGGAGCUGUCAUUGAAAGUAAAUUAAAGAAAACGGAAAAGACAUCAAGGGACAAUCCGCCCUCCACUAAAGCAGAAGACCUGGAGCGACAGGAGGCUGAGCGAAAACUGCAAGAGCUGAAGCGCCGACGAAACAAUGCGGAAAGUGAGGAGUUUGAGAAGAUGAAGCAGAAGCAGCAGGGUGCCGAGGCAGAGCUGGAGGAGCUGAAGAGGAAGAGAGAGGAGAGGAAGAAGAUCCUGGAGGAAGAGGAGAGGCAAAGGAAACAGGCGCUAGAGGAAAAGAAAGCCAAAGAGCAGGAGGAGAGAAAGAGGAUGAAGGAGGAAAUAGAGAAAAGGAGGGCGGAGGCUGCAGAGAAGAAGAAACAGAUGGAGGAGGGGUCUACAAAACCCACCUUUGCUAUCAGUCCCAAAGGCUCCUCUAAGAUUGGGGAGAAGGCAGAAUUCCUCAGUAAAUCAGCCCAGAAAAGCACCACAGCCAGAGUGUCACACACUCCUAUUGUCUCCAAGAUUGGCAACAGAAUGGAACAAUACACUUCUGCCAUCCAGGGAAACAAAGAUGUAAAAUCUCCCAAGUCUCCAGUGGCAGAUAUUCCUACGGGGGGAACACGCAGCAUCAAAAGUAUGUGGGAGAAAGGUAACGUGGGCAGCACCUCUGAAAGUCCCUCUCCUGCAAACAAGGAUGUGGCCGGUAUCAAAGGAAGUGUGACCGGACGUAUCAACAGUUGGACGGGAAAGCCGGCAGAAGGCGAGAAGACAGUGGCGCCAGCACCUGCAGCAGCAGCACCGGCACCAGCGCCAUCAGCAGCUGCAAAGCCAGCACCAUCAGCAGCAGCAAAGCCCGCAGAUGUGAAACCAGCUGAUGGGGGUAACAAGCGUGGCAUGUGGGAAGCAAAGAAGGGCUCUACGCCUGGAAAGGUGGCUGUGGGAGGCAAGUUUUCUCGUUAAUGCAGGAGUGAGACCCUAACCAUUGACAUCCCAGUUACACCUGUUCAAACUCACACUUCUGCUGCUCUGCAUUCACACCUGCUCCCCUUCAGCACGCCCGUAUUUUGCAUGAGGUUCACAUCACAAUGAGGGAAAAGGGAAUGACAUAAUGGGAUUCCUGUGUCAAAGUCUUCCAGCUCUAGCUUUACAGUAUCAGUACCUUUGCACUGCCACCUAUUUUGAUUUAGCCAUGCUUCGAGAGUUUCAUCAAAAAUGAAAAGAUGAUGGCUUGACUUGAUAUGUGGCUAUAAGAAAUUUUAAAGAAUAUUACACUUUCUAACUGUUUUUACAUGGUUAAUACUCAGUAGUAAACUAAAACUGUCCAUUAGCUGUUGUUGUCACUAUUUUUCAUUCAAGCAUUCUGCAAGUCGGUUAUUUUGCUUUCAGCUCUCAUUAGCAGGUCUAUAAUUCAUAUGGUGCAUUUGGGCUUUGACAUUAUGUCAUAUAGCUUAUACCCAGUAAUUAGUAUUCUUGCUUUAUAGUGAUACAUGCACACUGCUUUUUGUGACGAAAGUCAUGGUUUUGAUUCCAUAGAAAGUAUACUGUACUCCACAGCUGGAUAUUGGAUGAAAAGCUUGUAUAUAAUUUACUUGUUUUGUAGGUUUUAGUUUCUACUAAGGCAUCCAUCAUAAAGGGUUUCUG